AUGAAUGGAUCACGACGAAUGGAAAAGACUGCCCCGUCUGUGAACGGGUCCACUAGCCCUUCAACAUACACUGCACAUUCCUUGGACCAGCAACAGAUCUCCAUAUAUAACAAUCUACAGAAACCACUGUUUGAAGUCAAGCCAGUCCAAUUGCAAUUUGAUUUACUUCAUGCGUUGAACAAGCUCCUCGUCGCCAAUAGCCAGAUGUAUCUAUUUGUUGGAGAUGUGUUGUACAAGAUUGAUUUGAAUAACCCGUCAAAGUUGGUGAAGUUUACUAUGCCAUUGAAGGGUGGCUCAUUCAAAGCAUGGGUUGAUCCAACAGCACAACAUCUCAUCGUUCGAAUCGACCAGCAAUACUUUUACUUGCACAAAUCUUACAAAUCAUUCAAGCUUUUACCAAAGCUCAAGGGUAUGGAUGUUGAAGCACUUGCCUUUGCGUCUUCCAGCACAAUUGUGAUGGCUACGACAGCAGGAUACAUUUACUUAUCAGCCAUCAAACCACAUGAUGAUGCCAAAAAAAGCGACAUUCAACACUUGAAGCAUGUCCACACUGUAGAAUCUCAAGUUCGUGGGAUAGCAGUCACCGAAAACCAAUCGUUGAUAAACAUCAUAACUAGAGAUGCAAUCUACACCUGGUCCUGUUUCGAUACAUCAUUCAACGAGUUGUCAAAAGUGUUUAAAACCCAACCAGUUAUGGAAAAAGUUGGCCCUAGUGACAAGUGGGUGUUGACUACGAGUGGCAACAAGUACGUCUACAUUGGAAAAGACGUUGCCACCAACGAUGACGAAAUACAAUUUUCCACAUUGAAUGACACCAUAGAUGAUAUUAUUCUAACACCCCACCAUCUUAUCGGCUACCAUGGUAAGCAAGUAUUCAUCUACAAUAAACUCAGCCAGGAAUCGAAAGUACUAAACAUAGAAGAGCAUAUCAGAGGAAUUGCCAGCGAUGCCACUUCGUACUGGAUAUACACAAAGGACUCGAUUUACGAGAUAGUUAUAUCCAAUGAGAGUAGCUUAGUCUGGUAUGACUACUACAAGAUGAACAAAUUCGAGGAAGCUUUAAACUGUCUUGAAGAUAGUGAAGAGAACUUUUUCAAAAGAGAUUUGGUGUUGAUCAAACAAGGAUACGACUAUUUACAAAGAGGCGGAUUUGGACUUGAACUGAGCAACAAAGAACUUAUCAAUUUGCAAAAGAAGGGUAUUGGAAUACUAGCUAGACUGACGGAACCGUUUGAGAAAGUGUGCUUGAUGUUGAAUCUGUCACAUGCGACGGGCUUGUUGAUUGAUUACUUGUUGGUAAAGUUUGCAAUAAACAGAAAGAAUAGAGUCAGAGUAGUUGUGCUAUCCACUUGGAUAAUCGAGUUGAUGACAAGAACAAAUGAUGAGCGGUUUUACGAAUUCGUAAAGAAAAACCACAAACAGCUUGACAGAUCCAUCUACAAUAUUUUGAGCGGAGAAAGGGCCCUUUUCUAUGCCGAAACCAUAGAUGACUACCAGUUCAUUUUAAAGUACCAGAUGAGUGAAAAAAAUUGGCCACUCGCCGAAAAAGCUCUAAUCAAGGUUUACUCAAGAAACGUAGACGAGGUGUAUAAUCACGCCAGUGCUUUCUUGUUGAACCACGCCAAAAUUAUCGACACAUGGCUCAAGUUUGAUUUGGAUUAUGAAAGGCUUCUUCCGGCUAUACUUGCAUACUGCGAAAAGAACCGCAAACUCCCCUUGAACCAAAACGCUGCCAUCAAGUUUCUACUAAAGGUGCAUGACAAGGGAUACAAAAGCAAGCAACUAAACAAUUACUACUUGUCCCUUUUAAUCACCCACCACGACGAUGCCAACCACUUGAUUAUAAAGUUCAUCAAUCAUGAGACUGCAUAUGACCAGAACUUUAUCCAAAGGCUAUGCUUGCUCCAUCACAAGGUGCAUCCUGCAGUUUUGAUCUACAUUGACAUGGGAUUGUAUGAGCAGGCCCUAGAGGUUUCUUUGAAAAAUAAUGCUAUUGAAUUGGGGGAACUUGUACUUGGUAAGUAUGAAGAGAUUGCCGAGGAUGGCGACAAGUCCGAAGACGACAACAAGUUGGAAAAGGAAAGUUACAGCAUCAGAAGACACUUGUGGUUGACAUUUGCCAAGCAUCUUAUUGACAGAACUUGCGAGGGUAAGCAGGCUGGUCUUGACGAAGUUGACUCCUCGUCCAACAAGUUGAAUGCAACACUCUCCUACAUACAAAGAAACUCCCCACUAGGCUUGAAAGAUUUAUUACCACUUUUCCCUGAAACGGUCACUAUAAACAAUUUCAGAGACGAAAUAGUGGACUCGCUCAACGAGUACAAGAGAACCUUACAGGAUAUAAACAUGAGAAUUCAAGAAAACCAUUCCUUGCUCACAACUUUGAAACAAGAGGCUUUAGACGAGACCCAAAAGAAGUCAGAACACUACUCGGUCAUAAAGCCAGGGUCCACAUGCUACCUUUGCCACAACUUGCUAGCCACGAAAAAAUUUAUAUUUUUUGACAACUGCCAACAUGGUUUCCACAAGGAAUGCUUGGUUCGAUAUAAUCUCAAGUCAAAGGGCAACUACAACUUCAAAAAGCUUUAUCAAAGCUUUAUUCGAAACCAAGACAAGGAUCAUCAGGAGAUAAAGCUGCAGAUCGAUGACAUGCUAUGCAAAGAGUGCAUUCUAUGCAAUGAAUCCAGUAUCAACGAAAUUGACAUCGGUUACUUGGAAGAAAAUGACAGAGAUAUUGACGAGAUCAAAGAUUGGGAGUUGUGA
Molecule: messenger RNA, 2763 nt
Organism: Lodderomyces theae
Lineage: Eukaryota; Fungi; Ascomycota; Pichiomycetes; Serinales; Debaryomycetaceae
Product: VPS18 family protein
Exons: 1
Coding region: 1-2763 (920 amino acids)
Biological process (GO): vacuole organization; endosome organization; organelle fusion
Cellular component (GO): endosome; HOPS complex
Molecular function (GO): protein-macromolecule adaptor activity
Source: RefSeq, a predicted model, not a curated record